UGCGGCUCAACUUGUGCCCCGCCGCCUCCGCUUCCUUCGCCACCUCGCUCUAAAGGCAAACACCGACCUCUCUGUCCAAACCUACGCUCGCUCCUCGUUCCAAGGCUUUAGGGUUUGGGUUCGGUUGGUUGCGCGAUCUGGUUGAUCUGGUCCUUCGGUCGGGGCGGCGGGAGCGCAUGGCCGACCCACCGGCGAGCCCCUCCGGCGACGGCGGCAUCAGGGAGGAGCGGGACGUCUUCGUGCCCGUCGCCGAUAUCAGCCGCAUCGUGGGGAAGAUCAUCCUGCCAAACGGGAAGGUCGACGAGGAGGCCGUGCGGGAGCUGGUCUCCGACUUCAGCACCCGCCGGGCGAGCUGCGAGAGCGACAGAUGCAAGAGGGCGAAGCGGGAGGCCAUGACGGCCGAUGACCUGCUGUCCGAGAUGGCGAAGCAGGGGUUUCAGGACCACAUCGAACCCCUCAAGGCCUGGCUGCACAAGUACAGAUUGGAGUUACCUUGCACAAUGGAGGCGGAGCCAAACCCCUUGCCCGUGUCUGAUGAUGUCAGGGAUUGGUCUGAGCUCCCACUCGAUGUGCUUUCUGCAAUCUUCAUGAAACUUGGGACCAUUGAGAUUCUUAUGGGUGCGGGACUUGUGUGCCGCUCAUGGCUGGUGACAGCCAAGUCCCCUGAGUUGUGGCGUUUUGUGGACAUGACGCGACACAAGCUGGUUUUCUCAAAGGCAGAAAAUGUCUUGUGCAAAAUGGCAAAGGUGGCUAUAGAUCGCUCUGAUGGACAGAUGGAAUCUUUCUGGGCUCAAAAGUUUGUCACUAGCGAACUCCUGAAUUACAUUGCAAGCAGAUGCAACUCAUUGAAGAGCAUUCGGCUCAUCGGUGCCUAUUACUUUUGGGAUAAUGGGAACGUAGUAAUUAAGCUUGCAGCUAAAUGCCCAAUGCUAGAAGAGUUAGAGUACUCUGAUCAGAAGCAGCCAUGGUCCUUUUUCACGGGGAUCGGCGCAGCACGCCCAGAGCUGAAACGUCUAAGAGUCCAUUUGCCUUGGUUCGACUCAGAUUCAAUAUUGCGUGAGAUGAGGAUGGAACAAUGGAGCGGCGAUGACGAAGACGAGGAGGAGGAGGAGGAGGAGGAGGAGUCUGAUGAGGCCUGGGAGGCGAGACACAACGAGGAGGCCUUCGCCAUAGCAGAGAGCUUGCAUGAGUUGCGGCUCCUUCAGAUGGCAGGCUACGGCCUGACCAACAAAGGGGUAUACGCCAUCCUUGAAGGCUGCCCCCACCUCGAGUUCCUCGACCUCAGAGAAUGCCUCCACAUCGAAGUCAACGCUGAACUCCGAGCUCGCUGUGCCAAUAUCAGGCAUGUCCGGCUGCCAGGAGGGGGGCCCUAUGUUCGGUGCCCAGAACUCCAGACCAUCGAGGCGGAUGGGGGUGAAGUGAUCGAGAUGGAUGAUCUCUAUGAAAUGGAGAUUCGCUCUCAGCGCAACGAGCUAGCGAUGGACAAUACGGCGGACAAUGAUGACUACUACGGCGAGAACUGCUGCUGGGAUGACUACUCGCUCCCCUCGUCCCCUGACUCGCCUGCCUUGCCGAUGUACUCAAUGGAUGAUCCCACAUACUACUGGGAGCUGUAAACAGAUGCAGAUGUGCCAUGUUCAGUAGUCCAUUCUGUCUUGCCGACCUACCCCAUGGAUGAUCCCAGAUACUACUGGGAGCUUUAACAGAUGCAACUGUGCCCAGUAGUCCAAGUCACUGUCGUGAUGUUUUGGAUUUUGAAUAUUUUCUGCGUAUCUCUGCAGGGAGGCUUUUGAUGUAGAAACAAGCCAAUGGUGCUUUUGAACCAUCCGCCUCUAGUGUCCGUUUUACUAGCUUGUGUAGUAUUUGAACUGUACGGACUGCUUGUUGUGAGUGGCUAUAUAGUACUGUAGGUAACAUCCACGACUUGAUGCGUAUGCAUGCAACUAAGCAAUGGUAGUUUGUUACUC
Messenger RNA from Hordeum vulgare subsp. vulgare (domesticated barley), 1967 nucleotides. RefSeq names its product putative F-box/LRR-repeat protein 23. Gene Ontology annotation, molecular function: protein heterodimerization activity. The record is from RefSeq and is a predicted model, not a curated record. The coding region runs from base 177 to 1616 and encodes 479 amino acids. NCBI's taxonomy places the organism in Eukaryota, Viridiplantae, Streptophyta, Magnoliopsida, Poales, Poaceae. The transcript has 4 exons.